Colletotrichum godetiae is the source of this 1092-nucleotide messenger RNA. RefSeq lists its product as uncharacterized. Bases 144 to 854 code for a protein of 236 amino acids. The transcript is spliced from 2 exons. The record is from RefSeq and is a predicted model, not a curated record. Lineage: Eukaryota; Fungi; Ascomycota; Sordariomycetes; Glomerellales; Glomerellaceae.
CUUCACCGGCAGAGCGGGUUUUCGCGUGAAUCAUAUACCUCUUACUUGCUUUUCCCCCACACUGACAAUCCAGACUCAGUCGAAGCAGUUUCCCGGACAAUUACGUACGGGCAAACCAUGUUUUCAAGCUUUUCAAACUCAACAUGACGAGCUCAAACACGCUCCCGCCGGAGUUUGAACAGUCAUAUCGCGAAUUCAAUUCUUUCCCCCUUAAUCACAUCGAGGCCAAGUCCUACGGACAAGGAGUACUGCAGGACUACAGGAAAAGACUAUCAAGUGGAGGAGAGUUCCGCUUCAUAGAAGAUCUUCACAGAAUCAAAGUACCGAUACGUGAUGUUUCAGCUGAAGGAGUGGUCACCAAGGUCAAUAUCCUCGGCGACAAUUACUUGAAAGAGCUUCUCGGCCACUCCCAGCAAGCCUCUACGCCACUUCCGAUAAAUGGAACGAGGACACCUCAGUCACAGGACACAAUUUCUGCACAAAAAGACACCAAGUGUCGUUUCGUCUUUUUCAUCACGGAGAGCUCAGUGGCUCCCCUGGAACUAUCGGGUACAAUGCUGAUGCGCUUGUUGACUUUCUAUCAAGUCAUGCCCCAUUUCGCCGACUUCAUAUGUUUGUAUGGGUCUCCUAACAGCGAGUCUGCAAACUUACGAUUCAGUGGGUUCAGAAGCAAGAAGGUGCUAAAGAACCCGACACCAGCGAUGUGUAUUCCUGUAAUGGAUCGCAGUGGGAGGCUUUUCCAACUGAGCUAUAACCUCAAGGCGGCUAGGCUUGGAGAAGUCAAUAAGACCUGGAAGUUCGAGCAAUACGCAAUCUAUCAUCACUUCGAUGUUGGUUCCGGGGUUCAGCUUUGAAUGAUUGGCGAUACUCACGGAGUAGCAAAGACACUCAUUGGAGAUCUUCUUCACGAGAAAACCACUCACCAGCGCAAGUUUGAAACAAUCGACCAAGCCCUGAGAUCGUCCCUUGACGCACACCUAGUGCUAGCGAGAUGGGCCACGUCUCGAUGGAGAUGGACUGUGCAAGACUUUGAAAAGACGAUCGACGACCUGGUAGGAUCCUGCACAAUGUUUCCCUUAUAACCUCGUCAAU